Alosa sapidissima (American shad) is the source of this 1635-nucleotide messenger RNA. RefSeq lists its product as uncharacterized. Lineage: Eukaryota; Metazoa; Chordata; Actinopteri; Clupeiformes; Clupeidae. The record is from RefSeq and is a predicted model, not a curated record. Gene Ontology annotation, molecular function: GTP binding. The coding region runs from base 413 to 1354 and encodes 313 amino acids. The transcript has 5 exons.
UUAUUUAUUUAUUUAUUUAAAAAAAAGAAGAAAUGAAAGAGAAACUGACUGGGUUGCUUCUCAAAGUGUCUCGUGACAUGAUGAGCAGGGACAAACUAGUUUUGCAAGGUGGUUUCAAAGUUUCCCAAACAAGCUUUUGGGUUCAGUCACAUACUCUGUGAUAUGAUGGGAAUACUUUAGACUGAACAGAACAGAAAUUACAUUUCAGUAUCAAGAAAGAACAUCCUCAAGUUAGCCUAAGCUGGUUUGAUUUGCAUUCAGAGAUGACCCAUGCCAAUCAUUAGAUAUGGUCAAGGUCUGUACUUUACCAGACUGUCUUUCCUGUUUGUCUAACACUAAGCCAUUACCCACAUCUACCCCCAUACACACAGAUAGUGUCAGAAGAGCCUGUUGAAACAAAACAAAUAUCAAGAUGGACCGUGGAUACGUGCCUAAACAUGAUCUACGGAUAGUCUUACUGGGACAGGCUGGCCCAUGGAAAGGCUUGGUCAGCAAGGACAUUAUGGGCCUGUGGUGCGAUGGGUCGAUGUGCUUGGAGCGAGAAGAAUCUGGCCGGACAGUCACCAUGGUGAUGACCCAAGGCUGGGACAGUGACUCAGAACACACAGGUGGUGGUGCAGUUGAACAGGAGGUCAUGAGAAGCGUGACCCUUUGUCCUCCAGGGCCGCACGCUCUCCUGCUGGCACUGCCCAUGGGGCCCGACGUGGGCAUCGCGAGGCGUGACGUGGAGAGGGCCCAACAGCACAUGAGCUUUCUGUCCGAGAGAGCCUGGAGACACACCGUGAUUGUGUUCAUCUGCACCUACAGAAUAAUGUCGGACAAGAUCUUGCUGGACAGACACAUUCUAGGGCAGCUUGUAAAUAAAUGCGGAGGAGGACAUUCUAUUAUCUUUGUGGACAGGCCCAAUUCUGAGCUCUUACAGAAGGUAGAUCAAAUGGCGGCAAGAAACAGACAACGUUUCCUUCAACACCAUGAGGUGAAAGGGCAGAGACCAACUAUGGAGGCAGAACUGCCUCCAGCCCUCAAUGAGAAUCUGAGGAACAGGAGGGGCAUUGGGUCACCAGGGCCACGACCAGGAACGACACGUGAUAGAGAGGUGCCACGGAAUGACCUUGUGGAUGGAAUAAAAUGUAUUUGUGGUGUGGUUUUAUUUACUGGUUGUUUUUCGUUUUGUUGGUUUGUUGUUGUGGUUGUUUGGCUGUAUGUAUGUAUGUUUGUUUGCUCAUGUAUGGUUCGUCUUGGGUCUAUCAUACGUGAUGGCUUUGAAAUACUUAGAAUGGGUGCAGGAUUCUACAAAUGGCCAGUUGUAUGUUUUUGUAUGUUAGGAAUAGUAGGUAGGCUACUUAGGCGUUAGGAAGUCCAGUGGUUUAAUAUUUGACAAUCCCUAACCCAGUCCAGAUGUAUCUGUAAUAAACAAAGACAUUGAAGAUUCUGUGUUUCAUUACUGAAAUAUGAUCAUUUUGAUUUUAUAAUGCAGACUGUUACAAAUCACUGAUAACACCAUAAUAACACCAUUCAAACCAGCCACACGUUCAACGGUUGCAGUCAGUUUACAGUUAUGUUCCCAUGUCCAAAUAUGUGAUCCUUAGGCCUAUUAAUUCACUGCCAUUAUACUAUUAAACAGUUAUUAUUAUU